Octodon degus (degu) is the source of this 999-nucleotide messenger RNA. RefSeq names its product glycine N-methyltransferase. The record is from RefSeq and is a predicted model, not a curated record. Gene Ontology annotation, biological process: regulation of gluconeogenesis; protein homotetramerization; one-carbon metabolic process. Gene Ontology annotation, cellular component: cytosol. The transcript is spliced from 6 exons. NCBI's taxonomy places the organism in Eukaryota, Metazoa, Chordata, Mammalia, Rodentia, Octodontidae. The coding region runs from base 36 to 923 and encodes 295 amino acids. Gene Ontology annotation, molecular function: S-adenosyl-L-methionine binding; identical protein binding; glycine N-methyltransferase activity.
CUGGUGGCUGGGCCGCGGUGCUGGAAGGAGGCACGAUGGUGGACAGCGUCUACCGCACCCGCUCGUUAGGCGUAGCAGCCGAGGGGCUCCCGGACCAGUAUGCAGAUGGGGAGGCGGCGCGCGUGUGGCAACUAUACAUUGGGGACACGCGUAGCCGCACGGCUGAGUACAAAGCGUGGCUACUGGGACUGCUGCGCCAGCACGGAUGUCAGCGAGUGCUGGACGUGGCCUGUGGCACUGGGGUGGACUCCAUCAUGCUGGUGGAAGAGGGCUUCAGUGUGACAAGUGUGGAUGCCAGCGACAAGAUGCUCAAGUACGCGUUGAAAGAGCGCUGGAACCGGCGGCGAGACCCAGCCUUUGACAAGUGGGUCAUUGAGGAAGCCAACUGGAUGACUCUGGACAAAGACAUAUGCCGGCCGGAUGGUGGCGGCUUUGAUGCCGUCAUCUGCCUUGGGAAUAGUUUUGCCCACUUGCCAGACUGCAAAGGUGACCAGAGCGAGCACCGGCUGGCGCUCAGGAACAUCGCGAGCAUGGUACGGCCAGGCGGCCUGCUGGUCAUCGACCAUCGCAACUAUGACUACAUCCUCAGCACAGGCUGUGCCCCUCCAGGGAAGAACAUCUACUACAAGAGUGACCUGACCAAGGAUAUCACGACAUCGGUGCUGACGGUGAACAACAAAGCUCACAUGGUGACACUGGACUACACUGUGCAAGUGCCAGAUGCUGGCCGGGAUGGUGCCCCGGGCUUCAGCAAGUUCCGGCUCUCCUACUUCCCACACCGCUUGGCGCCCUUCACAGAACUGCUCGAAGCAGCCUUCGGGGGCAAGUGCCAACACAGUGUCCUGGGCGACUUCAAGCCGUACAAACAGGGCCAGGCCUAUGUCCCCUGUUACUUCAUCCAUGUGCUCAAAAGGACAGAGUGAAUGUGGCCCCAGGAGCAGCAAUGUGGCUCUUCCAAGCGGGGCAGAAACAAUGUAAUACAAGCUGUGUCAGUCAAAA